UACCACGAACGUAGCACAGAGAAAAACAAAAACACCCAUCGUCCUACCUGGACCAAAAAGAGCAAGAACUGGGAUUGAUCAUCAUGCCCCCCUCCAUCGGCCUCAUAAUCUGCAGCCAGCGCACACCCCGCGCAGGCCCCCAAAUCGGCACAUUCAUCCACAACACCAUCCGUGAAUCCUACCCCGCUGAAAAAGCCACCAUUACGACCAUUGACCUGGCAGAAUGGAAUCUCCCACUCUAUAAUGAGUCAGGGAUGCCUUCGCGCAUCAGCUCAGCAGAUGAGUACGAGCACGAGCACACCAAGGCCUGGUCACGGGAGAUAUCGCGCCACGAGGCGUUUAUUUUCGUCACACCGCAGUAUAACUGGGGGUAUCCGGCGAGUGUGAAGAAUGCAAUCGAUUAUUUGUUCCAUGAGUGGAAGGGGAAGCCGGCGUUGGUGGUGAGUUAUGGGGGGCAUGGGGGUGGGAAGGCGGCGGAGCAGCUGAGGCAGGUGUUGCAGGGGGUGAGGAUGAGGCCGUUGGAGAGGAUGGUCGGGUUGAAGUUUCCGGAGAUGAAGGAGGUUGAGAGGGCGGCUAGAGGGGAGGAUUUGGGAUUGGAUGGGGAGGGGGGAUACUGGUUAGUAAUAGAUCAUUGCCCUGAGGCUGGGAUAGAAGACUGGCGCAAGAAGAUACUGUCACAAGUUCAUGAUAUUACCUGGAUAGAUGCAGGAACUGCGCACCCCUGCGUACUCUACACCCGUGGAUAUCUCAUAAGUGAAGCAUAUGAUUCCCUGUUUGUCAUGAGGACGCCGGGGUGUAUCAUCACAUAUUAUCCAACUGGACUAUUGUCCAAAUCGGUGUAUAAUCAUCGACACAUCCCCUUUAAAAACCUACUGUUAUAUGAUCAACCGUGUCUGAUGGUCCACCUCUUUAUUUUACUCUGCUCCCUCGUAGCCCUACUACCGGCGGCUGCCCCUUUCGAGACCAUAACCUGCGACAUCUGCAUCCUCGGAGGCGGAAGCUCAGGAACAUACAGCGCCAUCCAACUAAAAGAUGCAGGGAAGCACGUGGUAGUAAUAGAGCCCACCAACCGGCUCGGAGGACACGCAGAGACACUAUACUUACCAGAUGGCAACUACGUCGACUACGGCGUCGAAGGUGUCUUCAACAACGAGCUCUCCCGCAACUAUUUCCGCCGACUAGGGGUAGACUGGAAGCCACUACUCCCACUGAACAAACGAACCGACUUUGUUGACUUUUCAACUGGUGAACGUGUCGACCCGCCAGCAGGAAUCUUACAAGCCCUGGUAUCAACAUUCCAUUACCGCUCAUCCAUAAAGCACUGGACGUUCCUCACAAAAGGGGUAUACGACCUCCCCGACCCUGUACCAGAAGACCUCCUCCGUCCAUUCCGGGACUUCGUCGAGGAACAUUCCCUCGAAGCUGCCCUGCAUGUGGUGUUCCUUUUCUCCCAGAAUGUAGGGAACCUUCUCGACAUGCCCACUCUCUAUGCGAUCCAAAACUUCGGAGUCCCCCACGUUGACGCUCUCAUCCAUGGCUACAUCACACCGAAAAACGGCAUGUAUGAACUGUACAGACAAGCAACGGAAACACUCGGUUCGGACGUGCUGUUCCAGACAAACGUGGUUGCAACAAACCGGUCUAAUUCCGGGGUGGAGGUAACUGUUCAGCAUGCGAACGGCACCCACAAGCUCAUUCGAGCCAGAAACCUGCUUAUAACCUUCCCUCCGCUCAUGCAGAAACUUCAAGGCUUCGAUUUGGAUGAAACAGAAACGGACCUGUUCCAGAAAUGGUUCUGGAGAACAUACUACGUCGCCGUGGUCAAUAAUACCGGUAUCCCAGACAAGCUGUGGGUCACUAAUACCGAUCCCUCCAACGGACUGGGUUCUUUACCUCGCAUGCCAUUCGACUUUCUACUGCAGUAUAUGGGAGCGCCGGGACAUUCAACGAGCAAAUUAGUCGGCGAUAUGAACUUCACCGCAGAAGACGCGAGAGACCUUAUCGCGGCGGAUUUUGCGCGGAUGAAGGCGAAGGGGACGUUUCCGAUCCAGGAUCCUCAGAUCGUGGUGUUUGGGGAUAGUUCGCCGGAGACGUUGAUGGUGUCACCGGAGGAGAUUCGCAAUGGAUUCUAUCGCAAGUUCAUACAUUGUAUCACCCACCGCAACGCCACCAAUAUGACCAGUGGCCUGACACAUAGACCUGACACAUUCAUCGUCAGAUACACUCCGUAUAGACAGUUCCAGACCGCACUCUGA
Molecule: messenger RNA, 2255 nt
Organism: Aspergillus eucalypticola CBS 122712
Lineage: Eukaryota; Fungi; Ascomycota; Eurotiomycetes; Eurotiales; Aspergillaceae
Product: flavin-dependent quinone reductase
Exons: 5
Coding region: 84-2255 (723 amino acids)
Cellular component (GO): cytosol
Molecular function (GO): FMN binding; oxidoreductase activity
Source: RefSeq, a predicted model, not a curated record